Molecule: messenger RNA, 327 nt
Organism: Penaeus indicus
Lineage: Eukaryota; Metazoa; Arthropoda; Malacostraca; Decapoda; Penaeidae
Exons: 1
Coding region: 1-327 (108 amino acids)
Source: RefSeq, a predicted model, not a curated record
AUGGAUAAGAAAGCUAAAUUCAGAAUUCCAAGUGGAUGGAAUAAUUGGAGAAAAGUGUCAGGAGUGUUGUGUGAUAGGAGAGUUCCAAUUAGACUCAAAGGUAAGGUGCAUCCGGCUGUACUCAGACUAGCCUUAACUUACGGCCUAGAAGCAGCACCACUAAAGAAGUUAGAAGAAAAGAAGCUGGACGGAGCUGAGAUGAAGAUGUUGAGAUGGACGGGUGGAGUCACAAGGAGAGAUAGAAUAAGAAACGACUACAUCAGAGGUACAGCGAAAGUAGUGGAAAUUUCUAAGAAGAUUCAGAAGAUGGAUGGUUCGGCCAUUUGA